Molecule: messenger RNA, 2598 nt
Organism: Aspergillus clavatus NRRL 1
Lineage: Eukaryota; Fungi; Ascomycota; Eurotiomycetes; Eurotiales; Aspergillaceae
Exons: 8
Coding region: 1-2598 (865 amino acids)
Biological process (GO): septin cytoskeleton organization
Cellular component (GO): cytoplasm; endocytic vesicle; cell division site
Source: RefSeq, a predicted model, not a curated record
AUGGAUCUCUCACGGCAGGAGUAUCCAGCCUUGCUGGCCUCCUUGCAACCGAGUCAAGCCAUUAAUGUACUCAAUGAUCGCAUUCGUGUCAUCAACAAAAUCAACGCGGAUAUCGCGGAUUGGCUUCAGGAACGCCGCCGUGUCGAGGAAGCAUACGCUCAAGGACUAAGGAAGCUGGCGCAUCGACCGCAGCUGGAUAACGGGGCAGCGCUUGGGAUCUUCCAGUUACCAUGGCAGCGCAUUAUCAAUGCCACCGAGACCGUUGCGUCGUCCCACGAGAUUUUCGCGCAGAAAAUUGAGGAGGAUGUUGAACGCCCAUUACGGGAGUACAGCAGCAAAAACCGAGAACUAUCCUCGAUGCCCGGGGUGGAGAGGGACCUUGCUGCGCUGGUAAAGAGCUUCGAUGUAGCCCAGAAGAAAGUGGAUAAGGCUCGCGACAAGGGCCCAAAGGGAGCGGACAGAUUGGCCAGUGCUAUCUCUGCUGCUGAGGAGGUAAGGGAACAGUGGGAAUCAAGGGCGCCGUUUGUCUUCGAACAAUUGCAAGCCGCAGAUGAAGGUCGACUGAACCAUCUUCGUGAUGUGUUGACUCAAUUACAAACUCACGAGUCGGAUCAUGUGGAACGAUCUCGCCAAGCCGCUGAGAGCUGCCUAAACGUCCUUCUCAAUGCCGAGACUGCGGAUGAGAUCAAGACAUUUGCCGCAAAGGUCAAUGGGGGCAGACCUAUUGCUCCUAGACGACAAGAAUCGAUGCCCGUCAGCGCGCCGCCUCUUGCUCCCCCGCCGCGGCUCCAAGACGAUGCUGCAAGUCAACGGUCAGGAAGCUCAGGGGCCGUUAGACCCCCUCCAGUUCCCGAGCCCCGAAACACUCCUCUUGGUGGCCUUAAGCGGUUGGGGACGGUCAUGGGCAGAAGAAAGAGUAUUGUGCACACUGGAGGUGGUGCGCCAUUCUCCUCAGAUAAAAAACACCGCAGUCCGUUCGCCUCAUUCAAGCGAGGUGACUCGCGUGAUAUGCCCAUACCUGAAUCUCCUACUGAAGCAGAUCGCCCCGCUACUGCUCUAACUACCCAGGAGAGCCGUGGUGAAACUGCACAUAUUCCAAAUGAUAUUCACGAGCGCGAGCUGCCUGCUUCGCCGCCAAUGAGUCCAGAACCUGGACCCCAGCAGACACCAGCAGCCACAAAUGGAGCACCACACCCAGAAAUUCAGAAUGAGCCAGCUCUCCCACCUAUCCCGUCCGCAAACGAGGAGCCGCAAGUCGAUUCUGAGGGUUUCUCGGAAAGACCGCAAACCAUUGAUGAAAUCACCCGACUACAGAGAGAAGCAGCUGGACUGGACGAACAAGGCAUGAAUCUCACCAUCAGAGAUCAACCGAUUCUUGAAGAUGAAAAUCAGGCCAAGCAAGCCAUGGACGAGAUGGCUAGCCAACUAAGACUGCAAGCCCAACAUAGUGGAGUUAGGCGAACUGCAAGUACCUUGCGUGGCCGGCGCGACGUGCGCAACACAGUUUUCAUCCCAAACCCCCCAGGGUCGAGCCAUGGACCCCCUACUUUGGCGUCCGGGUCGGAUAUCUCUGCCCCAACUUCUCCAGGGCUGCCUACCAGGCAUAUUACCUCUCCCAGUGCCGCCACAGACGACCAUACUCUAUCGGACACAACGUCUAUCCGAUCAUCGCAUACCUUGCACAGCAUCUCGGGUCCAGUCGCCCACCCUGAUCUCCAUCAACCCGGUCUCAACGCAUCCAUCAUUGAAACAGUCAGCGCAUGGUUUACAGAGGGCGCGGUAACCAAGUCCUUUGUUGUUGGAGAGCUUGCGCUAGCUUACAAUGCAUCAACUGGACCAAGCAUUGAUCAUAUGCGGGUGCGGCUUGACAACUUCCAAGAGCUGGAGAAAGUCGCUGCGAACCCGCAUUUUGUGAAGGAAGAGAGAGAACAGGGAGACGAGAACAGAGGCGAAUACGACGUCCUUCUUGCGAAUAUUGCUCGUCCUUCGCCGACUGUAGCGUUCAAGUACCAAGUUCAUAUCGACCCGUUAGAUCUAUCAGCCUAUUGUCCUGUCAUUUUCAAACCUGCCUGGAACCUCGAGGAGUUCCAGGCAAGCGUGAUUAUCUUCUACUCCAUGAACCCAUCAUUCGCCUCCUCAGUUCCGAGACAAUCAAUAACCCUCAAGAACCUAACAUUGACGGUGAACUUGGAUACUUCUCCCGAAGACGGUCGUCAAGUAGCUCAUGCCACUAGCGCCGUCAUGUAUCCCAAUGCCGGGGCUGCGUUCCGUCGCAAGCAAUCAGCAGUGACCUGGAAGAUCCCCGAGCUUGACGUACAGGCUGGAACGGAUGGAAAGUUACUCGUCCGGUUCGCAACCUCGGCCAGCUGGCCGCGGAAGGGCAAGGUUGAUGCCAAGUUCGAGCUUCACACAGCCGACGCAGGCUCACGGUUGGGAAUCAGUACGGUGUCCCCAUCGGAAUACGCAUCGCAAAAUGAUUCGGACCCCUUCGCCGACGAGGGUGCAGCCACACACGCUCCCGAGUCCCAGCCGUUGGCUGUAUGGAAGGGACUUCCAACCACGCGGAAAUUGGUAGCUGGGAAAUAUGUGUCACAUUAA